Molecule: messenger RNA, 2163 nt
Organism: Thalassophryne amazonica
Lineage: Eukaryota; Metazoa; Chordata; Actinopteri; Batrachoidiformes; Batrachoididae
Gene: racgap1
Product: Rac GTPase activating protein 1
Exons: 17
Coding region: 128-2014 (628 amino acids)
Biological process (GO): signal transduction
Source: RefSeq, a predicted model, not a curated record
GCGGAAUGGCUGUGGAUGACAGCUUAUGAUGCAGACAAACGAAUAACAGACCAGUAGCUACGAAACAAAAGUAUCACAUUAUUACAUAAUACUGGUGUAGUUUGUUCUCUACUGCAGGCGGGUCACCAUGGAAACACCUAUUCUGAACCUCCACAGUUUAUAUGACAAAUUUAUGUCACAAAUUGGGUUUCUCAAUGACAACGUUGAGCCCAAGUUUAUUCAGGUGGUUCAAAAUUUUGAGGCCUGUCGUUGUAAAUGGCUCCUGGCAGAACAGGAUCUGAGAUCGUCCAAAGAGUUGGUUACCAAACUAGAGACUGAGAGGGGUGCUUUGGAGGUCAAACUCAAACAUGCUAGAAAUCAAGUUGAUGUGGAGAUCCGCCGCAGACAAAAGGCUGAAGCUGACCGUGAGAAAUUGGACCGUCAGAUGCAGUUGAUACGUGACCUGUUGACCAGUGAAGGAUCCAACAACAGCAUCCAGCUCAGUGCAGAGCAGCGAUCAGCUCUGGCAUUUCUGAACACCAACAGUCAGCCAGCAGCCAACUUGAAUACUAGCCGCAGACUGGCGACUAUCGACGAAUCUGGCUCCAUCUUGUCUGAUAUCAGUUAUGAUAAAACAGAUGAUUCUUUUGGUUGGGACUCCUCAACUGUAAGGACGGUGAGACUCAAAAAGCGAGAAAAAAGGCGCUCAUCUAGAAAUCAUGUUGAUGGCCCCCCAGGUACCUCUAAAAGGUCUCGAUCAACAGGCCUGACUUCAGAGCGGGCAAAUGAGACUCUUGUGACUACGACGACAGUUACAGUCCCUGCAGGUGGAGGAGCUGUUGAAGCAGUUUCAACUAUUGAGACUGUUCCGUAUUGGACUCGCAGCAGGUCCAAGAGUGCUGUAAACUGGGACUCUGAAUCUGUCAAGUCUGAAGAUGUCUUCAAGCAGCCUGGCAACUCCGAGGAAGAGAUAAGAGCCCGGCCCAGCACACCACAGAACAGCGGCGGUGUGCGAUUUCAUGAGUUUGUCUCCAAAACUGUCAUUAAGCCUGAAUCCUGCGUGCCCUGUGGAAAGAGGAUCAAGUUUGGGAAGAUUUCCCUAAAAUGCCGCGACUGUAAAGUCGUCUCGCACCCAGAAUGUCGUGAUCGCUGCCCUUUGCCGUGUAUCCCCAACUUUGGUGGCACACCGGUCAGAAUUGGGGAGGGUGUGCUUGCAGACUAUGUGCCAGAUGUGUCACCCAUGAUUCCUCCACUUGUGGUCCACUGUAUCAGUGAGAUUGAACAAAGGGGGCUGUUUGAGGCUGGACUGUACCGUCUGUCCGGUGCUGAUCGCACAGUGAAGGAACUGAAGGAGAAGUUUCUCCGUAGCAAAACCGUUCCCGUGCUCAGCAAGGUGGAUGACAUCCACGCCAUCACUGGUCUCCUCAAGGACUUCUUAAGGAACCUUAAGGAGCCCCUUCUUACAUUCCGCCUUAACCGUGCCUUUAUGGAUGCAGCAGAGAUUUCAGAUGAUGACAACAGCAUAGCGCUGAUGUACCAAACCAUCAGUGACCUGCCGCAGCCCAACAGAGAGACGCUGGCUUUCUUAGUCCUUCAUCUUCAGAGGGUUGCUGGCAAUGUGGAAACAAAGAUGGACAUCAGUAACUUGGCUCGAGUUUUUGGCCCAACAAUUGUGGGUCAUUCAGUCCCCAACCCUGAACCCAUGACAAUCCUACAGGACACCAAACGACAACCUAAGGUUGUGGAGCGUCUGCUGGCUCUGCCGGCAGAUUACUGGAGUCGGUUUGUUGUGGCCCAAAACAAGCAGCCAAACCUGAGUCACUUGAUCAUCGAGAACGCAAACUGCUAUGCCACUCCUGAGAGAGUCAGCAUGCUGGGACCGCUGACCACGCCGGAGCACCAGUUCAGCAAAACGCCGUCCUCCAGCUCCCUGUCUCAGCGAAUGAAGUCGACUCUGACACCCAAAUUUGGGAGCAGGAGCAAAGCGACCGUCGGCUUUGAUGGAAAAUUCUUUGCAUCGCCUCACCUCAAGUGAUCCACAGGUGCCACAUUGAAGUCUGUUUCUUUUUCAGCUACAUGACUAGUCUUCCACCUUGUGUAUAUUUAAAUAUUAUUACAGUGAGAAGAGUAGCAUAAUGUACUGUACAUGUAAUUUUCUUCUUUUCCCUCAAAUGGUAAGGUUUU